CGGUUCGGUGUUGCCAGUGCAAUCGUGAGAACGGGUCGUGUUGAUUUCAGAAGUCAUCAUGGCGCUCACUCCCCCAGUCAAAGAGCACCCCUAUAGCCAUCUGAUUGACACAGUAAAAGAUGGCACUAUCAAGUUCUUCAAUCCACAGAAACUAAAUGAUCCCAGAUACGACAAGCUGCCUCUAUCCAUUCGUGUCAUGCUGGAGGCCACAAUUCGCAAUUGUGAUGGAGUUUACACUAAAGAGGAAGAUGUCCAGAAUAUCCUGGACUGGCAGCAACAGCAGAACAAAGCCGAGGUGCCAUUCUCUCCAGCGCGAGUCCUUCUUCAGGACUUCACUGGCAUUCCUGCCAUGGUGGAUCUGGCAGCCAUGAGGGACGCUGUGGCCAAACAUGGCGUGGACCCCAGCCUGGUCAACCCAAAAUGCCCGACAGACCUCAUCGUAGACCACUCGUUACAAAUUGAUUUCAGCAAAUGUGCCAUACAGAAUGCUCCAAACCCAGGGGGAGGGGAUGGUGCUCACCACAGCCAGGGUCCUUCUAGGUCCACUCCCUCCAGGCCUCCGUCCAAAGGGGGUUCACACUGUGGAGGCCAGCGGGGCUCCUGUAGUAAAUCUGCCUGCAGUGACCCUCCAGCGUCCCCAGGGAGACCACCAGCCUCUGUCCAGCAGAUUGAGAACACACCUCUCCUCUGCCCUUUCCACCUGAAGCCCGUCUCUGAAACUGAAACAGCCCUGAAGAAUCAGGAAAUGGAACUGAUCAGAAAUAAAGAAAGGCUUCAGUUUUUUAAGUGGUGUUCAAAAGCGUUCAAGAAUGUGAAUGUGGUUCCUCCGGACGUUGGAGCAGUCCACCAGGUCAAUCUGGAGUAUCUGUCCCGCGUGGUCCAGCUCAGCGAUGGGUUCAUCUACCCUGACAGCGUGGUGGGAACAGAUUCACACACCACGAUGAUCAACGGCCUCGGCAUCCUGGGCUGGGGUGUCGGUGGAAUUGAGUCGGAGGCUGUGAUGCUGGGUCAGCCCGUGUCCUUAACUCUUCCACAGGUGGUCGGCUGUAAACUGGUGGGCUCCAUCAACCCCCUGACCACCUCCAUAGACAUAGUACUUGGCAUCACAAAGCAUUUACGGCAGGCUGGGAUUGCUGGGAAGUUCGUAGAGUUUUUUGGACCUGGUGUGUCUCAGCUCUCAGCUCCUGACAGAACCACCAUCGCCAACAUGUGUCCAGAGUACAACGCUACUGUCAGCUUCUUUCCUGUCGACCAAGUCACACUCAAGCACUUUAAAAAGACAAACUUUACCCAAGAAAAACUUGAAUUGUUGGAGUCUUACAUGAAGGCUGUAAAACUCUUCAGAAGCUAUGAGGACCCCUCAGAGGACCCAGAAUAUUCGGAGGUGAUUGAGAUCAACCUGAGCUCCAUGGUUCCUUAUGUGAGCGGACCAAAAAGGCCCCAGGACAGAGUUGCAGUCGGUGACAUGAAAGAAGAUUUCCAGAGCUGUCUUGAUGAGAAGGUGGGCUUCAAAGGUUUUCAUAUCUCUAAGGAGAAGCAGGAAAUCAGGGUUCCGUUCCUGCACUGUGGUCAGGAGUACCAGCUGGCCCACGGCUCGGUGGUAAUCGCUGCAGUUAUCAGCUGCACCAACAACUGCAAUCCGUCUGUCAUGCUGACUGCAGGUCUGCUGGCCAAAAAAGCCGUGGAGGCGGGCCUUGUCGUCAAGCCUUACAUCCGGACCAGCCUGGCACCUGGUAGUGGCAUGGUCACUCACUACCUCAGUACCAGUGGAGUCCUGCCUUACUUUAACCAGCUGGGGUUUGAAGUGAUAGGUUAUGGCUGUGCCACCUGUGUAGGAAACACAGCACCCUUACCAGAGGCUGUCGUCGAUGCAAUCAAACAGGGGGACCUGGUGGCCUGUGGUGUGUUAUCAGGAAACAGGCAUUUCGAAGGCCGCCUCUGCGACUGCGUGCGGGCAAACUACCUGGCCUCCCCUCCCCUGGUGGUGGCUUAUGCUAUUGCGGGCACUGUGGGAAUCGACUUUGAGAAAGAGCCUUUAGGUGUGACGUCGGAGGGGAAGGAGGUGUUCCUUCGAGACAUUUGGCCGUCCAGGGAGGAAGUCCAGCAGACGGAGGAGGACACAGUUAUCUCCUCCAUUUUUAAGGAGCUCAGGGGAAGGAUGAAGAAAGGGAACACGUUUUGGAGCAACAUUGAAUGUUCAGAUUCAGUGGUUUUCCCCUGGGAUCCUAAGUCCACAUAUAUCCGUUCACCAUCGUUCUUCAGCAGAUUGAGUAAGGAGCUACCGCAGCCUCAGUCGAUAGAGAACGCUCAUGCCUUACUGUUCCUCGGGGACAAAGUGACCACGGACCACAUUUCACCAGCAGGCAGCAUCGCUCGGGUCAGCGCUGCCGCCAAGUACCUGCUGAGCAAACGGCUGACACCACGGGAGUUUAACUCGUACGGCGCUCGCAGAGGAAAUGAUGCAGUGAUGACAAGAGGCACGUUCGCCAGCAUCAAACUCUGCAAUCGAUUCAUGGGGAAACCAGGCCCCAAGACUUUGCACAUUCCUUCAGGCCAGACGAUGGAUGUUUUUGAGGCAGCUGAGCGUUACCAGAGAGACGGCAUUCCCCUCAUCAUCCUGGCAGGCAAAGACUACGGCUCUGGGAACUCUAGGGACUGGGUAGCCAAAGGACCAUACCUGAUGGGAGUACGUGCAGUCAUCGCAGAGAGCUUUGAGAAGCUGCACAAGAACCAGCUGGUGGGGAUGGGCAUCAUGCCGCUGCAGUUCCUCCCGGGCCAGAACGCCGACUCUCUGGAGCUCAACGGGAAAGAGAGGUUCACCAUUAGCCUCCCAGACACCCUGAGUCCCAGGCAGCAGCUCAGUGUCCAGACCAGCCAAGGAAACUCUUUCGCCGUCACAGCUCUGUUCGACAGUGACAUGGAGGUUUUAUUUUUCCGACAUGGAGGUCUCCUCAGAUACGUGGCUCGGACGUUGCUCUGAACAGACCCGCGGCUGGGUUCCUGAGCAGCACCUUUCGUUUCAUUUCAUUCACCAGUUUGUGUUCAGCUUGGGUGAAAUCUAGUUCAGCGUAAAGGCUUCGUACAUUGGAGCUGGACCAGCAUCUCCAGACUCCGUUCGCCUGUUGAGAGACAUGAAUGCGAGCUUUCAGACCUGAUUCAGAGGCGUUUCUCCACAUGGACACACAGCCGCUCCUGCAUGCCGCCAUUUGUCCACAACAAGUCAAAGAAAACCCACGAGGAGCUGCUUCAGAUUCAUUUCAGUAGCAGAUUGGAAACAACAAGGCCAGUUUUUUUUUUCUUUUUCUACCGUUGGAGACGUAACUGCAGAGCGAUAAGGACAUUACGAAGAAGCCGCCGUCACUCCUUCAUCAGACUCAGAAAAACAAUCCUGCCUGGAAAGGCUCUGUCGGUGCUAGGUACUACAGCGUUGUUUGUUGGGGUGCAGUUAAACCCAUUUUUCCCGAUAAUUCAUCACUUGUAGGAGAUCUCAAAGAAGCGCAGCAUUGAAAUUGAUGUCAGCUCAAAAAUGUAUUGUAAAUCACAGUUCUGAUGAUAUUUCUGAAUUUUAUGCUUUUUUUUUAUUUAAUUAAAACAAAAAGUACAGUUGCCUUGUAACACACACAGACUUUACAAUGUGUAAACGUGAAGAUCGUACUGUUUCCUGCAUAAACACAGCUCCUACGAUAACUGACAAACAUGACAAAUGUAGAAUAACGUCUGCAUUAAAACACAGUGUGACGAUAAUACAGGUCAAGAAUUGACACUUGCUAAUAUAAUAAAUUGCCAAAACGUCUCAUGAAUUUGAGAACUGCAUUAUUUCCUCCCCUCUCUCUAAAAUGACACUGUAGCAGACGUUGAAUUUGUGUGAAAUAUAACCGGUGUUGGUAUUCGGUUACCCAAGUAACGCAUCGUAAAGAUUGAAGUUUUCCAUUGUUACAUAAACUGGUGCUGAAGUCAGUGGUAGUUAAAGUGAUGUUGGCUCUUCAUACUUGUCUUGUUUAGAGUUUUAAGUCCACUUUUGUGGGAUUCCACCACUGAACGGCCUCUGCCUGCAUACCCCCCCCUUUCCCCUCAGUGUUUAUCUCCAACAGCUGUUUCCAGUUGAACUCAGCCUUCUUAUAUUUAUCAAACAUCUGUUUUAUUUACACAGCGCUAGCUCAUAACAACAAAACAUAACUCAGGGCACUUCACGUUAAUGUCGUAUUCCAGUCAGUUGAGAGAAAACUGACAGAA
Molecule: messenger RNA, 4233 nt
Organism: Sphaeramia orbicularis (orbiculate cardinalfish)
Lineage: Eukaryota; Metazoa; Chordata; Actinopteri; Kurtiformes; Apogonidae
Gene: ireb2
Product: iron-responsive element binding protein 2
Exons: 22
Coding region: 59-2980 (973 amino acids)
Source: RefSeq, a predicted model, not a curated record